CCCGUGUGUGCAUCGGGCUGCAUCGGUCCAACAUUUAUUCAGCUUAAGGCAAAAGGCCUGUCUGGGUGUGAUUCAUUAAGUUCAGCGGCUGUGGUGUUUUGAUGGUGAGAACUUAACAACUUCUGCAAUAAAAGGAAUGCAGUUAAAACCUAAAACAUCAUUUUGCCUUGGAUUCUUGCCCUUAAAUGACUGCAAGCUCAAAAGAGAUUGAAGGCCGACCUUUGUUUCAUGGCUAGAUUACAAUGUCACGUUACUCCAGACUUUGCAGUUUGAAUUUACUGCACCUUGACAGAGGCAGCUGACACAAGACAAUAUGAUUAUCUUUUUUUGCCAUUUGAGGUUCAGGGUUAUCAGUUUAAUCUUUAUAUAUCCUGAAAUAAAAUGCACGCCGGGAGCAAGUGACAGCUUCUGUCCCUGCAGGUCAGUGGUUUGUGCAGGAAAUCUGAGACGAUGCUUUGGAGCCGGCGUACUCCGAACUACAUCUCCCAUCAGCCCGUGCUUGCUGGCUGGAGGAAGCUGUCACUGUGCUUCCUUCUGGACUUUGGCAGGGAUUUUAAGCCUGGGAAGCUGCAGACUCCUGACAUUCUCAUUUCACGCAGCCUGAUUCUCGCCAAAAAGCAGCAGGCUCCUCUCCCCUCCCCUCCCGCAGAGCUUGAUGGCGGUGCAGGACCUGGACCGUUCCCUGGCCUUAUCGAUUUGUAUGGAUCUGGAGGAGGACUUGUUGAAUACAGAGCAAGUCUUCUGGCUAGCAGAGGCUUUGUGACUCUAGCUCUAGCUUACAUGGCCUUUGAAGAUUUGCCUGCUAUGCCAGAGAUUCUUGAACUGGAUUAUUUUCAGGAGGCUAUAGACUUUUUGCAGAAGCAGCAGCAGGUGAAAGAUGCUGGGAUUGGCGUUUUGGGCUUGUCUAAAGGAGCUGAUCUAGCCCUUUCCAUGGCCACAUUUCUACCUGGCAUCAAGGCAGCUGUCAGCAUAUCUGGAAGUGGCUUUAAUUCUUUCAUUCCCCUACGGGGAGAUGGCUUCACUCUUCCUGCCCACCCAUAUGACUUGGGGAGAAUGAAGACCAGUGAGGAGUCUGGUCUUGUAGAUUUUUCAGAUAUCCUAGAUGAUCACAGAGACCCAGCGACUUGGCAUAGUCGCAUUCCCAUGGAGAAGUCCUUGGCCAAGUUCCUCUUCCUGUCAGGGCUGGAUGACAAGAACUGGAAAAGUGACCUUUACUGCCGGGAUGCUGUUCAGCGCCUUCAUCAGUGUGGACAGAAGGUGGAGUUUUGCUCCUAUGCUGGAGCAGGGCACCUCUUGGAGCCACCAUACCUGCCUCUGUGCCAGUCUUCAAUCCACAAAGUGCUUGGGGUGUUUGUGCAGUGGGGAGGGCAAUGGAGGGAGCAUGCCAGAGCCCAAGAAGAUGCCUGGCACAGGAUACAGGCCUUUUUCUGGAAGCACUUGAUGAACUCAGACAUUCCUAAGAGCAAUCUGUAGUGCAUGUAUUGCUGUCAUCAGUGGUGGCAGGAUUAGUGUUUAAUUUCUUACUAUAUUAGGGCUGAAAUCUUCCCAAAUAAUUUCCCAUUUUUGAAUUUUUUGAGUAGCAUCUGGCCCCAGGUGCAGUGUAGACUGGCACCAUCUGAACUGCCUAUGUGCCAGAGUCAUCAGAGAAGAUGCAGCUUACUGACAUGCAGGUUGCAUCUGUACUGAGCUGGCUUUGCCUUCAGUCUGUCCCUCUCCCCUGGUAGCAGAAAAUAUUCUCAAAGGAGAGUCCUCCAUUGAAUUAUAUUACACCUUUAACUAACCUAGAAAUAGACAGUGGUUUCUUGGGACAAUACAUGAGUACAUGCGCUUACCUUUCUUCCUGGUAUAUUAUUUCCUCACAUUUUUGUAGAAAAAUGAUGCUACAUUUCAGAUCUCCACUGUGUGAAGAAGCACUCUUCUGAUUUAUUCUGAAGUGCGGUGAUAACAUUUUUUUCUGAUACUUCAAAAACCAGAAUAAAUGAGUCUUAUUGAGGUUACA
This is a messenger RNA of Numida meleagris (helmeted guineafowl), 1999 nucleotides long. Its product is annotated as acyl-coenzyme A thioesterase 1-like. The record is from RefSeq and is a predicted model, not a curated record. Gene Ontology annotation, biological process: fatty acid metabolic process; acyl-CoA metabolic process. Gene Ontology annotation, molecular function: fatty acyl-CoA hydrolase activity. The transcript is spliced from 4 exons. NCBI's taxonomy places the organism in Eukaryota, Metazoa, Chordata, Aves, Galliformes, Numididae. The coding region runs from base 451 to 1473 and encodes 340 amino acids.